UGCAAUUUUUCUUUUCAAUGUCGUCCGCAACGUUCACGGUCCGUCUUUCUUCUUUAUUUUUCUACCGGAGCGAAUGUUUUGUUCGGUACACUGUUUUAUAAACACACAUCCCCGCCGAAGAAAGACGACCGUUGUGCGUACACCAUACUAAAAUUAAAUGUGGUGUACAAGACGUGAUUUCGUUAAAUAAUCGAUUUGAUUUUGAACGCAAUUCGUGGACAACACAAAUGAUAGAGUUUCAUAAACUUUGAGCCUAAACUCGGUUAAUGGGACAUUUCAACGAGCACCAAGUGUUCAGAAAAUGUUAUCCUACGAAAUAAUAAAUCAAGAAGAUACUGCCAUAAUAAGAGAAGUCUAUGACAAUGACAACUCGCAAGAAAUGUUUGAACAGGAAUUGGAUAAUGCCUUAGAGGCAGGCUACAAGUAUAUUAUUAUUGAACCAACUCAGUUGGCUGAUGAAACUGUCAGAUGGAUUACUGUUGGCAAUUUUCUUUCUCAAACAGCUAUCAUAUCUAGUGUUUUGUCUGCAGGAACAGCUCACUUUUGGACUUCCAAGCCAUUUUUAUAUGGUCCCUUGUGCAUGGCUUCGUUUGUAUGCACUGGACUAUAUAUGAUCUCUUGGCAGUUUGAUCCAUGCUGCAAGUAUCAGGUGCACAAGGACCCAAGAUUGAAAUCACUCCAAAAGGAAGACAACACUCCGUCAUUACCAGUGGUUAUAGAACGUGGCAGUGAUACCAAGAGGAAAAUUGUACACACUUCAGUAACAGUAGUGUCAACUGCUUAUUGUAUGUGGAAGCUGUACGAAUAUUGCAAAUAAUCUUUCAAAUUGAGAUCAAAUUUUUAUGGGAACAUGAUGGUUCAAGAACAGUCAGCACAUUUUAAAAUUAUAUUUUAUAUAUGUAUA
Melanaphis sacchari is the source of this 904-nucleotide messenger RNA. It is a transcript of the gene Pmi, whose product is annotated as transmembrane protein 11, mitochondrial. Lineage: Eukaryota; Metazoa; Arthropoda; Insecta; Hemiptera; Aphididae. The transcript has 3 exons. Gene Ontology annotation, cellular component: mitochondrial inner membrane. The record is from RefSeq and is a predicted model, not a curated record. The coding region runs from base 302 to 817 and encodes 171 amino acids. Gene Ontology annotation, biological process: inner mitochondrial membrane organization.